AUGUGGGAACUCCGGUCAAUAGCCUUCUCACGGGCUGUGUUUGCAGAGUUCCUGGCCACACUCGUCUUUGUCUUCUUUGGCCUUGGCUCAGCCCUCAACUGGCACCAAGACCUGCCCUCUGUGCUGCAGAUCGCUAUGGCCUUUGGCCUGGCGAUCGGUACCUUGGUGCAGGCCCUGGGUCACAUCAGCGGGGCCCACAUCAACCCUGCGGUGACCGUGGCCUGCCUGGUGGGCUGCCACGUCUCCUUUCUCCGAGCCGUCUUCUACGUGGCCGCCCAGCUGCUGGGGGCGGUGGCAGGAGCUGCGUUGCUCCAUGAAGUCACGCCCUCCGACGUCCGAGGGGACCUGGCCAUCAACGCGCUCAGCAACAACACGACAGCUGGCCAGGCCGUAACGGUGGAGCUUUUCCUGACCCUGCAGCUGGUGCUCUGCAUCUUUGCCUCCACGGAUGAGCGGCGUGGAGACAGCCUGGGCACCCCAGCCCUCUCCAUUGGUUUCUCCGUGACUCUGGGCCACCUCCUCGGGAUCCACUACACCGGCUGCUCCAUGAACCCGGCCCGCUCCCUGGCUCCCGCCGUCGUCACGGGCAAGUUUGAUGACCACUGGGUAUUCUGGGUGGGGCCCAUCGUGGGAGCUGCCCUGGCCGCCAUCCUCUACUUCUACCUGCUCUUCCCCAACUCUCUGAGCCUGAGUGAGCGUGUGGCCGUUGUCAAGGGCACUUACGAGCCCGACGAGGACUGGGAGGAGCAACGGGAGGAGCGGAAGAAGACCAUGGAGCUGACUGCCCACUGACCAAGUCAGACAAGGGCCGGCCCCUCAGCUGCUGAACCCCAGGGGGAGAAGAAAGCUAUCACAGUGACACUUGCUUCCCCCACGGCUGGGUCCUUUGGGCUGGGGGCUGGGGAGGAGGUGCUGGCUCCCCAGCUGCAGCUAGAGAUGGGGGCAGGAACCCAUGAUGGGCCUGUUGGGGUGGGUGCCAGGGGCUGGUGGGAGGGGUCUCUUUGGGGCAGGACCCACUGCGAGUGAGGUCGGACCUCAGGGGCUGUGAAGGUCAUGUCAUAUUCGCGGCUGCCCCACGGCCAGGCCACAAGGGGUGGCCUGCAGUGAGCACCCCCCUCCUCAAGAGCCAAAUGGACCCCCGCCCCAGGACAGCAGAGGGUAACCCGUCCCCCGAGCUCCUUAGGAGGGAGACAGGCUGGGUGACUGAAUGCCACAUUAUUUAUUUCUGGCUUGGGUAGGGCUGCUGGUGUUUGGGGUGGGGACUUCCCAAUAAAUCACUG
Molecule: messenger RNA, 1280 nt
Organism: Condylura cristata (star-nosed mole)
Lineage: Eukaryota; Metazoa; Chordata; Mammalia; Eulipotyphla; Talpidae
Product: aquaporin-2
Exons: 4
Coding region: 1-792 (263 amino acids)
Biological process (GO): transmembrane transport
Cellular component (GO): apical plasma membrane; plasma membrane
Molecular function (GO): water channel activity
Source: RefSeq, a predicted model, not a curated record